CAUCCAUGAGAUGUACUUGGUGCCUGCCAAACCCAUAAGCAGCAGAGCUCUAAAGAACAGGAAAAACUUUACAUCAUGACUUUUCCACCAGAACUUUCGGGAAUUGACUUUGAUUUAUUAAAAAAUGUCCAGGAGCACAGAACACAAGGAAUCAGGGGGAUGGGGCUUGUUGUUCGGAGAGGGUGGCCCUUCACCAUGAAGAUGCAGUUUCGUUACUUGGGGCAAGAUGCAAAGCUUGAAAAUCUGAAUCUUAUUGCACAAAUAGGACCAUAUCCAUCUCCACACACUGGAACACAUAUAUACUUCCCUGUGUCCAGGCUCAGAGACAACAGAUCUUGGAGCGCAGAGAUGGAAGGUGAAAAUAAUGGUGUUUUAGCAGUCAAAGUACAAACUCCAGCAACUGCCAUCAUUGGGCGAUACAGCCUCUCUCUUGAAGGAUCAUACAGGGGAAUGCCAGUAUCUCAUAUCUUGGGAAACGUCGUUUUGCUUUUUAAUCCAUGGUGCCCAGAGGAUGAUGUAUUUCUAAAUGAUGAGGCCAUGAGACAGGAAUAUGUGAUGAAUGAACAUGGCACUAUGUACCAGGGGACAAAAGACUUCAUUAAAAACAUACCAUGGAAUUAUGGACAGUUUGAAGAUGGAGUUGGCGAAACUUGCCUCAGGAUCCUUGACAUGAGCCCCAGUUGUUUAAAGGACCCUGCCACAGAUUGUUCCAAAAGAGGAGAUCCAAUAUUUAUAUGUAGAGUUGUGUCUGCCAUGAUCAAUUCUAAUGACGACCGUGGAGUGAUAGAGUCCUCUUGGGAUGAUUUAGUUCGAGGAGGAGUUGAGCCAAGCUCAUGGAAUGGUAGUGUUGCUAUACUACGGCAAUGGCAUACAAGUGGAUGCAGGCCUGUUAAAUACGGCCAAUGUUGGGUCUUUGCUGGAGUACUGUGCACAGUAAUGAGAUUCCUGGGCAUCCCAACUCGUCCGGUGACAAAUUUUGAAUCUGCCCAUGAUACCAAUUGCACCUUGACUGUGGAUGAAUAUUAUGAUGAAACUGGGAAACAGCUAGAAACACUAGGGGACACAAUCUGGAACUUUCAUGUUUGGAAUGAGUGCUGGAUGGCAAGAAAGGAUCUCCGUUCAGGGUACGAUGGCUGGCAGAUAGUGGAUUCCACCCCUCAGGAGAUAAGUGGAGGUACUUACUGCUGUGGGCCCGCUCCCGUGAAAGCAGUGAAAGAAGGUGACAUGGAUGUCAGUUACGAUGUUCCUUUUGUGUAUGCUGAGGUCAAUGGAGAUGUUAUACAUUGGGUUGUAAAUGAGAAAGGAAUAAAACAAGGACAGGUAGACACCAUUGCUAUUGGCAAGAAUUUUACCACCAAACGCGUUGGAAGCAAUGACAAAGAAGACGUUACAAGCCACUACAAACAUGCAGAAGGAUCCCCCCAGGAGCGAACUGUCUUUGCAAAAGCAACCAGUGCAGUCAAGUCAAAGAGGCCAUUCUCAGCAAAAGAAUCAGGAAUGGCUUCAGACUUUGAAGUAUCCUUAAAGUUAGCAGAGACACCAAUGAUAGGACAACCCAUCGUACUCUAUUGUAGGAUUUUGAAUAAAAGCUUUGCAGCUAAGAAACUAUCAGUAAAUAUGAGUGCCCAAGCAAUGCAGUAUAAUGGGACACCCCUGGAUCAGUUCUGGCGAAAGAAAUUUGAUGUGGACGUUUUCCCAAACCAAGCCACUGAUGGACAAUUUCCGAUACAUCCCCUUCAGUACCAGCAAUUCAUAAGACCUGGUAACAGCAUUCGAGUAACUGUUCUAGCUACUGAUCUCCAGUCCAAACAGUUUCGGUUUGCAGCUCAGAAUGUUGUACUUAAAGAACCAACCAUAGAUAUAAAGAUUUAUGGUACACCACAAUUUAACAGGCCUCUGAAUGUACAGCUUUCCUUCCAAAAUCCCUUCAAUGAGGUGCUCACAAAUUGUGUCAUGAGUGCAGAAGGAGCUGGGCUGCUACCAAAUGGACCUGCAGAGAUAUACAUGGGCAACAUCUACUCUCUUCGUGCAGGCUCUGUAGGACUUGUCUGUGUGCCAAUAAAGCGAGGGAAAUUGCAGCUGGAAGUGAGUUUCUCCUGUAAUAAGGUUCAGCACAUUAAGGGAAGUGCAACUAUCAUGGUGGCUGCUUUCUGAGAGAUCCAUGGAAUUUGCAUUUGUGACCCUGUGGAAAAUUACCUUACCCAGUACUUUCUCAUUUCAGCUAUUUACUUGUGUUCUGUAAAUGCCCCUUUUUUAUUUGGAAUUUGAUUAAAUACAAAUUGUUGGGUUUCUGUAAAUCCUUGACUAACAGUUUUCAGGCAGGAGGAACAUGGUGAAUGUGGGAAGUUACCUGAGAAAGCAAAGUUCCAGCAAUUCUCUGCAUUCUCCAUGGAACAGUGCAACUCCGUACUCUCUUCCUGAGACAAUACACAAUAAAUUAUUUUGUACCCUA
This is a messenger RNA of Xenopus tropicalis (tropical clawed frog), 2452 nucleotides long. RefSeq names its product transglutaminase 3 like gene 1 (gene tgm3l). Lineage: Eukaryota; Metazoa; Chordata; Amphibia; Anura; Pipidae. The coding region runs from base 76 to 2154 and encodes 692 amino acids. Gene Ontology annotation, molecular function: protein-glutamine gamma-glutamyltransferase activity. The record is from RefSeq and is a predicted model, not a curated record. The transcript is spliced from 13 exons.